Oryzias latipes (Japanese medaka) is the source of this 2722-nucleotide messenger RNA. Its product is annotated as ectonucleoside triphosphate diphosphohydrolase 2. NCBI's taxonomy places the organism in Eukaryota, Metazoa, Chordata, Actinopteri, Beloniformes, Adrianichthyidae. Gene Ontology annotation, biological process: nucleoside diphosphate catabolic process. The record is from RefSeq and is a predicted model, not a curated record. Gene Ontology annotation, molecular function: GDP phosphatase activity; UDP phosphatase activity; ribonucleoside triphosphate phosphatase activity. Gene Ontology annotation, cellular component: plasma membrane.
ACAAUAGUAUAGUACCCUAGCGAAAAAUUUCAUUUUCAUUUAAAUAGGGCAAUGGUUUUGUUUGUGUGAUUGAGAUUGCGCCCUGGGCGAUCGCCCACAAUGCCCAUAGGAAAAACUGCCACUGCAUACAAGGCUGAACUUGACAAACUAGUUUCUCCCGUGGCUCUCUAUCAGCCUAUCAGUUCUGCAGACAAAAAACGGCUUUUCACCUGAAUAUCUUGGAUGCACAGACAGACUCGGUAUAACCACCUCCCUCUGUGCAGACGGUAUUACAACAGUGCCGGUUUAGAGAGACACACGGGAAAAAACAUUCAACUGCUCUGCAUCCCUUCCACGCGGAAAGUUGACCCCCCCCCCCAUAUCAGCAUCGUCAGGCAGACAGGAACCCCUUUUGGCCCUGACGCCGCGGUCAGUCUCUGACUGAAAUGUCAACAGCGGGCCGGACAGCAGGUGGGGCGUGAAUCCGCGUGGGCUGUGAGCGCGGCGGGAAGACUUCAGCUCAGCUCAGGCGCUGCGCAAAGCGCGCUCGGACUGGCAGCAGGUGCGCAGCGCAGCAUGGCGCGGCGCUCCCGGCUCUCCUUUGCGUCCAUCGCGCUGCUGGUCUUCGCACUUGUCGUCAUCUUGCUCCUCACCGUCCCCACCCAGGACGUCCAGGAGGCGCCGGGGUUUAUGUACGGGAUCGUCUUGGAUGCUGGAUCCUCACACACAGCUUUGUUCAUCUAUAGAUGGCCUGCAGACAAGCAGAAUGGCACGGGCGUGGUCACCCAGCACGCAGAAUGCCAUGUGCAGGGUGAAGGCAUUUCCAGUUAUGCAGGCCAAAAAGGGGAAGCAGGGGAGAGCCUGGUGGCCUGUCUGGACCAGGCAGUCAGGGAUAUUCCCAAAGACAAGCACCAGCUCACACCCGUAUAUCUGGGAGCCACAGCAGGCAUGAGGCUUUUGAAUAUUUCCAACCCAAAGCAGUCGGAUCAGAUUCUGAAGGAAGUGGGAGACAAGAUCAAGUCAUACCCUUUCAAAUUUGAAGGCGCCGCCAUACUGAGCGGUCAGGAGGAGGGCGCAUACGGCUGGGUCACGGUCAACUAUCUCCUAGAGAACUUCAUCAAGUAUGGAUUUAUUGGACGGUGGAUGAGCCCUGGCAGAGCCACAGUGGGAGCCCUUGACCUCGGGGGGGCAUCUACGCAGAUAACAUUUGCCACACAGGAGCGAGUGGAGGGGAAACAAAACAUGAUGGAGAUGCGUCUUUAUGGCCAUAAGUACUCCCUGUAUACACACAGCUUUCUCUGCUAUGGGAUUAACCAGGUCUACAACAGAAUGCUGGCUCACCUUGUAAAGUCUCAGGGUUACGUGCAGUCGGUGACUAACCCAUGUUACCCUCCCGACGUCAACACCACGCUGAAAAUGAAGGAUGUUUUUAGCUCUCCUUGCACAGAGGAGCACAGACCAAAACCCUACAACCCAGAGGGUACUCUGACGGUAAAAGGCAGCGGAAACUAUCAGCAGUGUGAGGAAAACAUGUCUAACAUGUUCUCCUUCGAAGAUUGUCCGUUCUCACAGUGUUCCUUCAACGGAAUCUCUCAGCCGAAUGUCACCGGGAACUUCAUGGCGUUCUCUACCUUCUUUUACGUUCACUCAUCCCUGCGGAAAUUGACAGGAAAGCCGGUGAACACGCCGCAGCAGCUGCAGGAGGCGGCGCAAACAACGUGCAGCAUGACUUUGAGUCAAAUGUCAAAUCAGAUUCCAGAUCAGGGUCCUCACUGGAUGAACUACUGCACUGCCUCUGUGUUCAUAAAGACACUCGUGCUGAGGGGAUAUGCCUUCGAUAACUCUACAUUCCCACAAAUCUCCUUUCAGAAAAAGGCGGGGGACACCUCGGUGGGGUGGGCUCUGGGCUACAUACUGAACUUAAGUAACCUGCUGCCUGCAGAGAAAGUGGGGCUGAGAAAGGCCCUGACCCCAGGAGUGUGGGGGACACUCAUCUUUCUCUUCGCCCUGCUCGUCGCUGCAGCUCUGGGUUUCCUUCUGUAUCGAGUUCAGUCUGAGAGGAAGGACAGCGAUGAGGGCGCCAUCUGAACAGCGAGCGCACACAGAGCCAUCGGGGAAGAGCAAGCCAGUGUUCAAAGCACUUAGCCUGAUUUCAUGUUGACAGAGAAAAAAAUACAUUUUUGGCUUGUUCUUUAUGUGGGUAACAUAGUUGUCAUAGAGUUCCUGUGUGUUUGAGGGUCCUGAGACUGUGACCAAAAUUACCCUAAACCCGCAUAAAGAGCAUUUUAAAAUACUAGUAUACAGCUCAGCUGCUUUAAAACUUGGGUUUUUUAAUAAUUCCACCCUAAGGAGGAAGUGAAAAAACAUUCUAGCUCAUUUAACAUUGUUGUAAAGUUAUUUCUCUGUUACAAUAAAAAGAUAAGAAUGUUUUUCAGCAUAGCCGAUAACAUUCUUUAAUGUAAGAUUUUUCACUGGAACAGUUUGAUAAAAGUACUUGUGUGUGUGUGUAUCUAUCUAUCUAUCUCUCUCUCUCUCUCCAUCUGUAUCUAUCUAUCUCCAUCUCUAUCUCUCUCUCAUUUAUAUUUAAAGCCCCACCUCGAUUGAGUGUUUUUGUUUCUUAAUAAACAAGCAAUUGUAUUUUUUUUUUUACACAUGGACUACAACUACCAGAAAGUGUGCUGUCAGAUGUUUGCGCUUGCUGUGAAUAGAAGUCCUUCAAAAUAAAAGCCGCAAGUGAAAUCUU